GUUACAUUUAAAAGUUCAGUACAUUUACAGUUCUCGCCGAAACAUUAUGUUGAUUAUUCAUAUUUGCGAUAAAAGGAAAAAUUUGCUUUUGGCAGUAAUAAUAAUUAAUAAUAAUUUUAUACCAUAAUAAUUAUAUGCUGUUUUACAACUUAUCUAAUAACACCGCGUUUAUACUUUAAAUCAAGUAUUAUGGGACCCAUUCCGACCUUCGGAAAUCUUCCUCUACAACAUGAAAUUGAUUUUAUAGCAAACGAGAUUCUUAUAGAAAAUAAUAAUCUUGAAUAUAUAGAUGAUAUUAUUGACGAUGAUAAUACAUGGAACAGUGAUGACUCUAGAGAAAAUAGAAAUGAAAAUUAUGGAUUAUCAUACAUGUUAUUUACACCUACUCUCGAGAAUUUAAAAAAUGUUUUGUACGACGCAUUAAAUCCAUAUUUCGAGGAAUUUGAAAUUGCGGUGGUUAGCUGUCCUUGUCUAACCAGAGCGCCGUAUAAUCUUGCCGCAGCUGGACUAUCCGGUAACACGGGCAUUUUGGAGUUGGGUGAUUUUGAUAAUUUUUAUCCAAGACCGCGGACGAAUUUCGCAUUCAACAUUCAAGAUAUAUUAUCAAGAUAUAACUACGAUGUUUUUGUUAUUGGAUCAGGUUUUGCGACACAACCAUCUAUGCCUUAUAAUGGACACCUUACUAUGAACGCGGUAGUCUCGACAAAUCACAGAAAUAUUAUUAAUAAUAGUUGUAUCGCUUUUAAAAGGGAUAACGAGUUUAGAGUUGUAAAUAUCAACGGUCACAAUCAAAUAAAAUGCUGUUUAUUUGGCCAUUUUUUUUUCAGUGAAGGUAAACGAGGACCGGUGAUCAAAAUACGCGCUAAAGGUCGUAGAUCAAGGUCUAACAUAAUACUAUUAAUACAAAACGCUUUGUCAAACCUCUGUCAGCGUGAGCAAAUAAUUGGUUUAGGUAUCGUACUCGUACUAAACGGAGGAAAAACGGCUCAAUUUAUUUUACCACAUGAUUUUAUAAACUAUGAUUAUAAUGAAGGCGAGCAUUGCCAUCACCGAUGUAGACCGUAUGCGUUAGACUGCGAAAAUUUAAUAGCUCUGGGGGCAAUAAAUAGCGAACCAUCACUUCCAGAAGAAUAUAACCGAGGGGUGAUCUUGGAAAAUAUCCAUAGCAUGUUUAAUAUUUUCCGCAAUUCUAAAUCCGGCGGAAAUUUCUUGAAUGAUGUUACACCAGAAGAGACAGAGUACAUUGUUUACAUCAAUAUAGCGCAAGAACAUUGUUACACAGAUUUAUUGCGAUUUAUUGUGAAUUAAUGUGAAAGAUUAAUGUGACAAUUAUUUUUAUUCUUAAUAUAAAAUCAAGUUCGUUUUAUUAAAGCGCUAUGUAUUGUAAGUAACUGACGUAAGAUGUUAUCUUAAAAUAUUCGUGACGAAGAUAUAUCUAGGUUCGCAUAACUACAAUCUCUUUUAUUUUAGAACGCAACAAAUCGCAAUUCUUAUUAACAUUUUGAUAUACUGACUAACUAGUAGUUCAACUAGUCUAUGUUCCUGUUCCGAUUAUCUUUGAAAAAAAGAUAAAUUUUUCUAUAAAAACAAAAAAAUAUAAUUUUACAAAAUACUAUAAUAUAUAUUAUAUGUACUCAUAUAUUUUGCGCAACAUACAUAUAUAUAACUAAAUUUACAUUUUUUACUUCAUUACUUUUUAAAGUAUA
Molecule: messenger RNA, 1706 nt
Organism: Cataglyphis hispanica
Lineage: Eukaryota; Metazoa; Arthropoda; Insecta; Hymenoptera; Formicidae
Product: ester hydrolase C11orf54 homolog
Exons: 7
Coding region: 190-1308 (372 amino acids)
Cellular component (GO): nucleus
Molecular function (GO): zinc ion binding; hydrolase activity, acting on ester bonds
Source: RefSeq, a predicted model, not a curated record